CUUUGCCGAUGGCGACGGACUCUAUCAUCUUUGAUGUCAUUCUCUAAAUCUAUCAAAACUUUCAGAAACAGGUUUUCAAUGUCGUAUUUACUAAUAUUUAUAAUUUGUAUCUUAUAUUUGUUACAUUAUAUUAGGUACUAAAUAUAAUAUCAAAAUACCAACUUUGAUGAAUUUGGUUGAAUGCAUUGCGUAAAGGUUCUUAUAAUUUGUAGCCUGAUGUCAUGCGUGAGAAGCACCUAUGUAGGCUCCACUAUAUUUUACAAAAGGCGACAGGAUAGAUCUGGUGAUUGCUGGAGUCUUGAUGAUUUAUCGAAACUGAAGGCGAGACAGUUGUUGGAAACCAUUAUGCCCAUUGUGCCGUCUACUGAUAAAAUUAACAAGAAGUAUGUUAGAGAAACCGUGAGAUAUUUGCGCCAAGCUCUUAAUGAGAUUGACAAAGAUCUUGAUGAACGUACUGGCGGCAUUCUCAAAGAAGCUUUAGCGGACGCUAUCGGAGGACAUUUGAGAGCUCGAGUGCUUCCCACUAUAAGAUUCGCCUACUAUGCAGGCUACAUCCCCUGCAAGUGUGCGAGACACGCUCACGAUUUUUUCAACGACGUGAAGACUGAACUAAAUACUCUAGGCCUAGGUUGGGCCGACCCUCGUGUACCAGCACAUACAAAUUUGUCAGUAGUCAAAAUCUUGAUUAGCACCGGGAAAUUUGUUGAUCCGUGCACCAGUUUGGUAUCCAAACGUGACGCAAAUUCAUGCAUACACGUGCCACCUCCUAAACUUGACGACAGUAAAAAGCCGUCCGCGAUUGCAUUGCCAUUCAAAAAAGGUGGUUUCAUUAGCUUAACGUCUCCCGCUGCAGAGAAUAUAUUGUUGAAUUACUAUACCACUGCCUCACGAUGUAUAUUAGCUAGUUCUCCGGCGAAAUGUCGCCACGCUGAUUUUGUUAAUUUUAAUAAUGAAAUGUGGCACUGGAUGAAACGAGACGUGGCGCCGCAUUUGGUGGACGAGAAGCUUUAUUGUGCGUACGGUGGGGUGUUCAGAAUAGCCGCUGCUGUACAGAGUUAUGGAAAGGGACUUAAAAGACGUAAUUUAUUUGAAUAUGAUGAUCCUAGCUCGAGAUGGAACAUAUUUCGGAAGUUUCCAGGCCCCUGCAUCACGGUAGACAUGGACUGGACGCCGAGCCUGUAUAUUAUUGUAAUAUUUUGUUUAGCCGCUACAAUCUGCUUCUUCCAGACGAUGUAUUAUUGUUUAUUUAAAAGAAGAGGAUGUAGAUGCCAAGGGUUCACUCCAUCGUGGCACACAAAGGACUUAACAUACGCUCGCGUUGAAACGAAUAUCCCUGCUAUGCUAGCCGAACACCAAAGCGCCAUUUAUUACAGCGAUAGAAAACGUGGGGCGAAAAACUCCUCGAAAACUAGAAGUACUUCACUGGGGUCAAUAAAAGCGCAGAAGGUGUAUGAUCUGAACGAUAAUACGGAGAAGAUGAUGGCAGUCAUAAUGAGCGGGAAUGAGGACAGCGAUGUGGAGAGCCAGUCGUCUGCAGGCAGCAUGAUGUCGAAGCACGAGAGCGAUGGAUCUCCUGUGUCCGUGUUGACAAAACGGUCGACGCAGUCUACGGCGCGAUCUAAAAGUCCACCAAAGUUGGAAACUCCUAUUGCACAGUUAAAACUGGAUAGUCCGGUGCGAACCGACAAGAGACCGCGUCAGCCGAUGUACACGACGAGUACAGUGACGAGGUCCGAGCUGACGUUCUGCCCGGAGCAGCGAGACAGCGAGUCCACCUGGUCUGACACUUCUAUCACAGACCACUCAACCAGUUGUUCUGCUAGUUUCAAAUCGCAGAGUCGGCAGUCGAGCAGCACACGAAACUUGGCAUGGGCACGCCGCAUAGUGUCCAAACACUCUGGACAAACCCAGACACAAACGAGGUCAACUACAGGGACAGAUUUCGAUUUUAAUUCAUUCACAACGCCUCCUUCGCGCAGAUAACGACACGAUUUGAUAGGUUAUUUUUAAUUUGUAGGAUGUUUCUAGUUAUUCGUACGAUUUAAGACGAAAAUUUUAGAUUUUUUAGG
Plodia interpunctella (Indianmeal moth) is the source of this 2069-nucleotide messenger RNA. RefSeq lists its product as uncharacterized. The transcript has a single exon. Bases 181 to 1983 code for a protein of 600 amino acids. NCBI's taxonomy places the organism in Eukaryota, Metazoa, Arthropoda, Insecta, Lepidoptera, Pyralidae. The record is from RefSeq and is a predicted model, not a curated record.